AAUCAUUCCAAUUUGGAACGGAAACAUCACUCAGCAGAGGAAAUCACUAGUAAAGUGUUUAAUCAAUCAAAACAAUCUUACUCGACAUACCCCAACGAAUUUGCAAAUAAAAAACAUAUACUGAAUAAUAAUAAGAUGACUAAACUGCAGCAUCUGAGACCUCUUCUUUUAAGAACUUCAGCACAAUUUCACUACAAGAACAGAUUAAUGUCAAGAAUGUCCCCAGAUCAAGAAAGUAGGGAUAAAAGCUCAAUACCUCGAGAUAAAAAGAAAACAGAGCGCCCAAUGUACACCCCAGAAUCACCUACCAGCCUUGAGGACAUCGUCGAACCUACAAAUUGUUGUAUGUCUGGCUGUGCCAAUUGCGUAUGGAUCGAGUAUGCAGAAAAAUUGAGUGAAUUUUUGAAAGACAGCCCUGGUGAUAUUCAAAAGCUGAUCAUGGACAAGAUUCAAGAUCCCAACAUGAGAGCUUUUUUGUCUAUGGAACUUAGACUCAGAAAAAUCAUAGAGUAGUCAUUUAAGAAUUCAUGACGGAGGAGCAUUGCAUCAACGUCAGAUGAACG
Molecule: messenger RNA, 563 nt
Organism: Copidosoma floridanum
Lineage: Eukaryota; Metazoa; Arthropoda; Insecta; Hymenoptera; Encyrtidae
Product: oxidoreductase-like domain-containing protein 1
Cellular component (GO): mitochondrion
Source: RefSeq, a predicted model, not a curated record